AUUUCCACUUCCUUCGUCCAAAAAAAAAAAAAAAAAAUCCCCCGAAAAUGCGAAGCUCUAGAUUCUCGAUGUUCCUCGCGAUUUGCGCAAUCCUGGCCGUCCACGUGGCGGUUACAACUUCUUCUCCGACGUUUGAUUUCGCCGGCGACCAUUUCCUCCAGAUCAAAUCGGAAUGCAGCGGAUCCAUCGCUGAGUGCCUGAUGCAAGGCGGGGAGGACUCGUCGGACUUCGAUGCCGAGUUCGCCGUGGGAUCCGAGAUCAGCAGGCGCAUUUUAGCGGCGAGACGGUACAUCAGCUACGGUGCACUGAGGAGAAACACUGUGCCGUGCUCGCGACGCGGCGCAUCUUAUUACAACUGCCGACCUGGAGCUCAGGCGAAUCCCUACUCACGCGGAUGCAGUAGAAUUACACGCUGUCGGCGGUAGAUUUAUUUUUACAAGUCUUUUUAAAUAAUAAAAAUAAUAUUGUUUCAUUUAUAAUUAUGUCUGUUGUUGUUGUCAUGUUGAUUGGAUGGAUUGUUGUUUAUAAAAUUAUUAUUAUUUUUUUACCAA
Gossypium raimondii (Peruvian cotton) is the source of this 551-nucleotide messenger RNA. Its product is annotated as protein RALF-like 33. The record is from RefSeq and is a predicted model, not a curated record. Bases 48 to 425 code for a protein of 125 amino acids. NCBI's taxonomy places the organism in Eukaryota, Viridiplantae, Streptophyta, Magnoliopsida, Malvales, Malvaceae. The transcript has a single exon.